This is a messenger RNA of Centruroides sculpturatus (bark scorpion), 1424 nucleotides long. RefSeq names its product thymidylate synthase-like. Gene Ontology annotation, cellular component: mitochondrion; cytosol. Gene Ontology annotation, molecular function: thymidylate synthase activity. Gene Ontology annotation, biological process: dTMP biosynthetic process. NCBI's taxonomy places the organism in Eukaryota, Metazoa, Arthropoda, Arachnida, Scorpiones, Buthidae. Bases 13 to 1077 code for a protein of 354 amino acids. The record is from RefSeq and is a predicted model, not a curated record. The transcript has 7 exons.
GCGUAUCUAAUAAUGUCGCGUAAUAAAAAUAUUUGGCGUUCAUUGGUCCUUCAAUUAUUUUGCGCGAAAGUUUGUUAUACCGUUUACAAAGCGUGUAGUUUUAGAGGGAAAGGUCGAAGUGUGUUUCGAAGCAACAAAAUGCCUGAAACUUUAAACGAAGUGUCUAAUUUAGACCAGAAAGAAAAUUAUAUAGAAAAUAAAACACUUGAAAGACACGAAGAAUAUCAAUAUUUGGACCAAAUACAGUACAUUCUUAAUAAAGGUGCAAAGAAAGAUGAUCGCACAGGAACUGGUACAUUAUCAAUAUUUGGAAUGCAAUCAAGAUAUAGUUUAAGAAAUGACACCAUUCCUCUUUUGACAACUAAACGGGUAUUUUGGAGAGGAGUAGUUGAAGAACUUCUAUGGUUUAUACGUGGCAGUACCAAUGCAAAUGAAUUAACUAAAGCUGGUGUGCACAUUUGGGAUGCAAAUGGAAGACGAGAAUAUUUAGACUCACUAGGACUGACAGAAAGAGAAGAAGGAGAUUUAGGGCCAGUUUAUGGUUUUCAAUGGAGACAUUAUGGAGCAAAAUAUGAAACAAUGCAUACAGAUUAUUCUGGACAAGGAAUUGAUCAGUUAAAAGAUGUGAUAGAUAAAAUUAAAAAUAAUCCUAAUGACAGAAGGAUAAUUAUGAGUGCAUGGAAUCCAACAGAUCUGGAACAAAUGGCCUUGCCACCUUGCCAUUGUCUUGUACAGUUUUAUGUAGCCAACAAUGAAUUGUCUUGUCAACUUUAUCAAAGAUCAGCAGAUAUAGGAUUAGGUGUUCCUUUCAAUAUUGCAAGCUAUUCACUCUUGACUCACAUGAUUGCGAUGGUCUGCAAUUUGAAACCAGGAGAAUUUAUUCAUACACUUGGAGAUGCUCACAUCUAUUUAAAUCACAUAGAUGCUUUGAAACAACAGAUUAAGAGAGAACCCAAACCAUUUCCAAAACUGAUGAUCAAAAGGCAAGUUAAAUCCAUUGAAGAAUUUUGCUUUAAAGAUUUUGAAUUGAUUGGCUAUAAGCCUUAUCCAAAAAUUAAAAUGGAAAUGUCUGUGUAAAUGUUUAAUUCAUUUAAAUCAUUUAAAAAUUCAAUUUAAAAAGAAUAUUCUUGCAGGAUAAAUUUGUAAGAAUGUUCUGUUAUAUGCUGUUUUACUUUAAAUUAUUAUCUAUUCAAUAACAAUUUGUUUUUAAAAUACUUGGUACAGUGAAACCUGCUAAUGUGACCACUGAAGGGACCAGCUCAAAGUGGUCAUCAUCUUACACAGGUAUGAGUUUGUUCCUAUGUCAUUGCACCUUAUGCAGGUGGUCACAUUAGCAAGUUUCAAUGUAUAUAUAUAUAUAUAUGUUAUGGACAAAGUGAUUAAUACGGGCAUUAUGAAUAAUGACCAACAAAAUCAGGCAUUGU